CAAACCAUAUCACAAUCAUAUUACACACGUUCACACAUUCUCAUUCUCUCUCUCAACAAAACAAAAAAACACUCACAAACUCAUCAAACCGUUACAACAAUGGAAAUUGAAACAAACCAAGCAAUGGUAGUUACAAAGAAAGUAUGGAACACACUACGUAUAAUUUUGUUCAUGUUUACAAAAAACAUAGCCAAAAGCAAAAUGGUAGCACAAUUAAAUCUCUUGUUAAAACGUAGCAAACUCGCCGCCAUCAAAGCCAUAGCCAACACUCUAGCUCUCCGCCACCACUCGACUGCCUCCUUCGUCUCUCCCCACGACUACGAGUUCAGCUGCAGCAACAGCCCCACUGCCAUUAAAUUCCACAGCAAAAAUAAUAACUAUCACCGCGGCCGCCACCACAACGAUGUUUCAACCAUUCAAAAGGUUCUAGAAAUCCUCAAUGAUAUUGAUGUUUCUUCUUUUUCUUCUCCUUCUCCUUUAGUGGCAUUUCCUGGUUUUGGAAAAAGUCCCAUUGGGAAAAAAAUUAGAGUCACUGAUUCUCCAUUUCCUCUCAAGGAAGAAGAAGGGGAUGAUCAUAGUCAUGUUGAUGUUGCAGCUGAAGAAUUUAUUAAAAGGUUUUAUAAAAAUCUCAAAUUGCAACAAAAAUUAGUUGCGAUUCAGUCACCUUACAACAACUCCCACAAUAGAUAGAAUAUCAUUAGUCCAGUUAAAUAUGCACGGUUGAUUUGAAUUGAUAUUCAAUUCAACUACUGAGAUUUAACUGGACUCAUUUUUUUCCAUCUAUUUAAUUAGUCACGGGUUACAGCCUUUUUGUCAUAUGUAUAAGCACCAUUUACAUUUUACUACUUUGUCAAGUAAAAAGUCACGGGAUGAUGGUUUUGAUAGCACUUUAUUUGAUUUACUAUGAUGUUGUGGUUUUUUCCUUGCUCUCUCUUGGAUCAUGGUUUUUCAAGAUGGAGAGGUGUUGGUGGUGCUUAUGAUGUUGGUCUUUUUGUAUUUGAAUAGUGUUAAAUUCACACUAUGGUUUUGGAGCUAUGAAAAACUGUCUCUUGUAUAUAUCAUAUAUCUAUUUGGUAUAGAUACAUGUAUCAUAUAUGUAUGUUUUUCAUUGGAUACUAUUAUUAAUAUAUGUAUCACAGUCUAAAAAUCUACAUUUAUCUCAUAACGAUUAAA
Messenger RNA from Medicago truncatula (barrel medic), 1173 nucleotides. RefSeq lists its product as uncharacterized. The record is from RefSeq and is a predicted model, not a curated record. Lineage: Eukaryota; Viridiplantae; Streptophyta; Magnoliopsida; Fabales; Fabaceae. The transcript has a single exon. The coding region runs from base 100 to 690 and encodes 196 amino acids.